GUGUAUGACGUCAGCGGGAAACCCAACUGCGUUAUUUUGUUGUUUUCUACCAUCUUUACCUCACCAAGUAACUAAUGUCAGGCGGUAGAAAUCUUUGGCUCGUGUCCAGUUCUGUGGGUCACGUGCCACAGCGCACGCUCUCAUCAUUCAGCAGCACGAGAGGCGGCGGGAGCGUUAACGGCUGCGACUUUGGGGAUGCUCUGUGUCACCUUUUGUUUUGUUCCUGACCGGAGAGCCGAGUAGGAGGAUGGAGCCGGUGCUGCACCGACCACCGGUACGACACAAACCGUGAGCGGGCCGGCGGGAGGAGGAGACGCGGGAAGGACACCGCUGCAGCUCCCAACACCAGCAGCAGCGGUAGAUGCUGCUUCUGCCGCAGGCGUCGCCAUCAUCGUGAAAUUGGAUACCGACUUGCGGCGGAUGGGGUGACCGUGCUCCCUGCUCCGCCGGGGAGGUCCCUGCCUUCGGACGGUACCUGCUGGGUGGGAGCCGCCUUUCGUGCCCGGCUGUGAGGUGGAGGAAGGAGUGGCAAGCGGAGGGAGGAUGCAGACGGAGGAGGAGACGGCGGCCGCAGAAGAGCCCAUUUUGGAGGAAGGAUCGGGACGAGAGCAGCAGAGGCCAGUGCAGCAGUCUCUGGCCUCCUCUCUGUGCCGAGAGUCCCACUGGAAGUGCCUUCUCCUGACCCUCCUCAUGUAUGGCUGUUUUGCCACCCUGGCCUGGUGUGCCCUCUGUCGCGUGCCUGUCCUCGGGUCCUCGUCCGUGCCGCUCGGUGCUGACGACGACGCCACGUCAGCAGCCUACUACAACGACAUCCUGCACCUGGAGAGCCCGUGCUCCAGCGGUUACGUCUACAUCCCCCUGGCUUUCCUGGCCAUGCUGUAUGUGGUGUACCUGGUUGAGUGCUGGCACUGCUUCUCCAAGACGGCCAUGUUGGCUCAUGCUGAAUUCCAGGAAGUGUACGAGCGCGUGCAGCGGCUCCAGCAGGCCACGCCCUGUAUUUGGUGGAAGGCCAUCAGUUAUCACUAUGUGAGGAGAACCAGACAAGUGACCAGAUACCGCAAUGGAGAUGCAUACACAACCACACAGGUCUACCAUGAGCGGGUGAACACUCACGCCUCCAGUUCAGAGUUCGACUACGCUCGCUACGGCGUCAAAGAUGUGUCCAAACAGCUGCUGGAGCUGGAGCGGCACCCUGCUGUUCGCCUCCGUUUCACAAAGUGUUUCAGCUUCUCUAGUGCUCGUGCCGAAGCUGCCUACCUCACCCAGCGAGCUCGCUUCUUCGGGGAAAAUGAGGGACUUGAUGACUACAUGGAAGCCAGGGAGGGAAUGCACCUGAAGAACGUGGAUUUCCGUGAGCACAUCCUGGCGUUCCCAGAUCCCGCUCACCAGCCGUGGUUUUCCAGGCACAAGGUGUUUUGGCUGGCCUCCGCUUUCCUGCUGUCGUGGCCGCUGCGGGUGGUGUCGGAGUAUCGCAUGGCAUAUGUCCACUACCACGUCGAGAAGCUGUUCGGGGAGGAUGAGGACCCGGUCGGAGGAGGCGUUGGAGGAGCGGUACAAGUUGGAGGAGGAAGAGGAGAUGGGGUCGAAGGAGGGACUGAGAAUGGAAUCCAUCCGGGAGGGAUUGGGAUUGGAUUUGGACUGAAUGGGACGAGCUACAGGGCCAUCUCUCGGGUCAACACAGUGGACAUGACGGAACUAGAGUGGCACAUCCGUUGUAACCAACAAAUGGUCCCGAGCUACUCCGAGGCCAUCCUUAUGGACAUGGACUCAAGCGGAGGGACGAAUCCCACGGUCUCUACGCCCCUCUCUGGACCUCCAGGUGUCACUCCAGCUCAGACCAACCACCCGCCUCCCCUGACUCUGCCUGUGGUCUUCAACUCUGCUUACCUCCUGCAGAGCUGCCCCAGAUGUAGGAGGACCACAUCAAGUGCCAGUCUUCCCUCCAGGUUGAGGGCCCCGAUGGGAACCACGGCCCUCCUGAAUGCUACUGUGGCAGGGAUCCGAGCAGCGGGGCCGGGAAGCGGCGGGAUAGGAGGGAGACUGGUGCUCAGUCGGAGUGGAUUCUCCCUGGGCAGACUCGGAGGUGUGCGCCAGAACAGCUUGUUUCAUUCAAGAAGCAUGGGGGGAGGACUGGGAGGCAGCAGAGAGGAGGGCGGUGGGAGUGGAGGGGGAGGAAGCAGCGGAGGAGGGGGAGGGAGCAGCGGAGGGGGAGGGAGCGGGGGAUUCUUGGGGUUAGGCUCGAGGCAGAACAACGAAGAAACUCGAGGGGUGCUCGAAGGAGAUGACGAGGAGGAAGAGGAGGAGGUGAGGAGGAGGGAAAGCAGGGGAGGGGAGAGGGAUGAGGAAGCAGAGCAGGAAAGUGGAGGAGGAGGUGGAGGAGAGGUGAGAGAGGGUGAGAGGGAUCGACCGCCCUCCUACCAGGAUGCGUUCUUCUUCCCUGUCCUCAUCAUCCAUGGUGAGGAGAGCUGCCACGCGGGUGACGACAUGUGAAAGAGAGGGAGACAAACUCAUCAGGAGUCUACUCGGGGGGGGGG
Messenger RNA from Nothobranchius furzeri (turquoise killifish), 2534 nucleotides. Its product is annotated as transmembrane protein 151B. Lineage: Eukaryota; Metazoa; Chordata; Actinopteri; Cyprinodontiformes; Nothobranchiidae. The record is from RefSeq and is a predicted model, not a curated record.